CAAAAUUCACAACCCCUCUUCCUUUUUCUCCAUCCACCACCAUCAAAUCGACAGCGACACAAACAAAGAGGGAAAAAAACAAGCAAACCCCACUUCAUCGGCCCUGUUUUUAUGCCCUCCUCCGCCGUGAACGGCUGAUUUUCACUAUCCUCACUCCACAUUACCGGCCGGAGAAUUGAAAUUUCGUCUUACUUACUAAAAUCCGCCGUGGACGGUGGCGGAGGUAGCUCGAAGUCGCUGUCGGCGUUUGAAAAUCAAACCCCUAAGGUUUCUUCGUUCUAACUUUCCGGCAAGGCAGUUGGGGAAAGAGGGUUGGAUUGAAAAGGAGAGGGAGAGAGAGUGAUAGUCCACUCUUGUAUUUGACUAAUUUAUCUCUCUCUCUCUCUCUCUCUCUCUCUCUCUAGAAUUAUUAUAUUACUGUGACUUUCUGAUUAUUUGGGGUUUUUUAUUUGGGGGUUUUCGUUUUUCUUUGAUACCCAUCUCUGUGAAUCGAAGAAAUUUAGGAACGGAGGGUUUCUUAGAGAUGAAGAUUGAAGUGGAGAAGCAAAUAAGAGGAAAAGGGUAAGAAUCGUUAUGGGUUUUUGAUGAACAGGGGAAGAAGGUAAUGCAAUUUUGGGUGUUGGGUUAUUGUAAUCUUAUGCUAUUUGAUAUCUGUGAUGGUAGAAUAGGUAGCUAUGUAGAUAUAGACAAUGAAAACUUGUAGGAUUUUAGCUUCCUGUUUAUGAACAAUCAUGGUUUAUAAGAUACACUUUGUAUUCUGGUUGUUCUUGUUGUUGUUGCUGUUGUUUGAGCCCACAUUUCAACAAGAUUCACCGGUUGAACGUGUUGAACGAGUUGCGUUACUUGAGCUCAGAUCGUCGUUAGGUUUGAGAAGCAAGGAGUGGCCCAUAAAGGGUGACCCCUGCUUAGUUUGGAAGGGUGUCAAGUGUCAGAAUGGUAGGGUAACUGAGAUCAAUAUUGCUGGAUUUAGAAGAACAAGAAUUGGUAAACAGAACCCUCAGUUUGCUGUUGAUGCCUUGGCUAAUUUGACUUUGUUGCAGUCCUUUAAUGCCUCUGAGUUCUUGCUUCCCGGAGUCAUUCCCGAGUGGUUCGGGUUGCGUCUUGGCUUGCUACGAGUGCUUGAUCUGCGGUCGUGUUCUGUAUUUGGUUCUAUUCCAUUGAGUAUUGGGAGUUUGAACAACUUGACUGAUCUGUAUCUGUCUGAUAAUAAUCUUACUGGGACUAUACCUUCUAGUUUAGGCCAAUUGUUGAGCCUUUCGUUGCUUGAUUUAUCUUGUAAUACACUCACCGGAAUGAUUCCCUCGUCGCUUGUGUCUCUUGUUCAUCUUUCUCUGCUUGACCUUUCUUCUAAUUACUUAGCUGGGUCCAUCCCUCCCGGUGUUGGGAGCUUAUCGAAGCUUCGAUAUCUAAAUCUUUCGAGAAACAGUUUAUCUUCUUCGAUACCUACUCAGUUUGGAGGGCUUGUUAGUUUAGUUCACCUUGACUUGAGUGUCAAUUCUUUGUCUGGUUCAUUGCCUUCGGAGUUAAGAGGAUUAACGAGCUUGCGAAAUAUGGUACUCGGGAGCAAUACGCUCGUUGGUUCCUUGACUUACGAUAUGUUCCACACUUUAACACAGUUGCAAUACUUGGAUCUGAAGGAUAAUAGCUUUACUGGCUCAAUCCCUGAUGGGUUGUGGUCUAUGCCUGGAUUGCAGCUUCUUGAUGUGUCUGGGAAUAAUUUCACUGGGACACUUCCUAAUUCUAGCUCGAGUUCGAAUAUUACUGGUGCUGUACUGAAUAUAUCUAAGAAUCUGUUUUAUGGGAGGCUUACACCCAUAUUGAAAAGAUUCAGUGUCGUCGAUCUGUCGGAAAAUUACUUUGAAGGCAAAGUUCCCGAAUAUCUACCCGCCAACGUAUCUUUUGUGAGUAACUGCUUCACAAAUGUGUCGAGACAGAGGACGUUGGCUGUAUGUACAUCGUUCUAUUCUGCAAGAGGCCUGACUUUUGAUAAUUUCGGCUUCCCUAAGGCUACGCAACCUCGACAAGCGGAAGCGUUGAAGAAGAAGAGCAAUAGAAAAGCUAUUAUCUUGGGCAGUGUUAUUGGGGGAACUUCUCUUAUCUUGCUAAUAGUAUUGCUGAUGUUUAUCUUCCUUAGGAGGCGAGCAAGAAGCACGACUACUCAACGAGGAGGAGGCGUCGUGGGACCAGUUCUUCCCGAGGACACUAUUGAACCAUCUCCUGGAUUGUUGAUUGACUUUGCAAGUUUAGGAGAAACGUUCAAGUAUCAACAAAUGCUUCAAGCAACGAAUGAUUUUAGUGAUUUGAACCUUAUCAAACAUGGUCAUUCAGGGGAUCUCUUCCAUGGCGUAUUGCAAAAUGGGGUUCGUGUUGUUAUCAAACGGGUCGAUUUGCGCGUUAUUAAAAACGACGCUUAUUUGGUCGAAUUGGAAUUCUUUAGCAAGGUUUCGAGUGUACGAUUGGUUCCUCUUAUCGGGCACUGCUUGGAGAAUGAAGAUGAAAAGUUCUUGGUGUACAAAUAUCUGCCGAACGGCGACUUGUCAGCUUCGUUGUUCAAGAAAAUCAAGACAGAUGAUGAUACUUUGCAGUCAUUAGAUUGGAUUACAAGGCUUAAAAUUGCAUUAGGAGCUUCAGAGGGCCUUUGUUUUCUGCAUCAUGAUUGUAGCCCACCCCUUGUGCACAGAGAUAUUCAAGCAAGUAGUAUACUUCUUGAUGAUAAAUUUGAAGUGCGACUCGGAAGCUUGAGCAACGUUUGUAGCCAAGAAGGCGAUGGCCAACCGAGCAGGAUUACAAAGCUUCUCAAAUUGCCACAGUCAUCGGAGCAAGGCGCUUUAGGUUUGCAGACAGCAGUAAAUGCCUAUGAUGUUUACUGCUUUGGAAAGGUGUUGUUGGAGCUAGUAACAGGAAAGCUCGGGAUUAGCGCCUCCCCCGAUGCCGAAAUCAAAGAAUGGUUAGAUCAGACGUUACCGUGCAUCAGCAUAAACAACAAGGAACUCGUGAUGAAAAUCCUGGAUCCAUCCUUGAUUGUAGACGAGGAUCUGUUGGAAGAAGUAUGGGCUGUGGCUGUCGUCGCCAAGUCGUGUCUCAAUCCGAAACCUUCAAGGCGACCCUUGAUGAAAUACAUUGUCAAGGCUUUGGAGAAUCCAUUGAAGGUAGUAAGGGAAGAGAAUUCGGGUUCAGGACGGUUUAGAUCGACUUCCAUUGGAAGUUCUUGGAAUGCUGCUUUGUUCGGUAGCUGGCGUCAAAGUCUGUCGGAUCUAACCGUGCUUCCAUCAGCCUCAAUGUCAAAAGUAGGUGGAAGUAGUUUCAAACGAUCAGGAACAAUGGGUUCGCAAGGAAGCGGACAGAACGGUGGCGGGGAACAUUCGUCUUCUCGUCGACAGCAUUCGAAGGAGAUAUUCCCGGAACCGACGGACGUCGAAAGAUUGGAGAACGAGUAGCGGAAAUACAUUGGUUUGGUGUUUGAUUCUUUGUUAAUAACACAGCACACUCAAAUUGGUUUUGGAGCAACUGAGAGAGUGAAAUACAGAGAGAAAGAGAGAGAGAGGGAGAGAGGGUUCUGUUUGAUUACUUGUUUUCUAUGAGAAAACAAGCUGCAUUUUUUCUGUAAUUGAUCCAUUGGUUUCUUGUAGCUUUUGGAGUGUAAAUUGUAAGUUGUUUUAUAUUCUCCAUUCAAGCCAUAAAUGGCCCGGUUUUCGGCUGA
Cucurbita pepo subsp. pepo (vegetable marrow) is the source of this 3700-nucleotide messenger RNA. Its product is annotated as putative LRR receptor-like serine/threonine-protein kinase At2g16250. Lineage: Eukaryota; Viridiplantae; Streptophyta; Magnoliopsida; Cucurbitales; Cucurbitaceae. The record is from RefSeq and is a predicted model, not a curated record. Gene Ontology annotation, molecular function: ATP binding; protein kinase activity; protein binding. Gene Ontology annotation, biological process: protein phosphorylation.